CAACAAGAAAAAAAAAUGGAAGGCAUACUGAUCUCAUCGUCGCCACUCAGGUUCCAACCAUCGACGAUCUCAUCGUCGCCACUCAGGUUCCUACCAUCGUCGCCACUCAGGUUCCAACCAUUGACGGAGCUUCCACGGUUUGACAUAAGUAUUCCCAAAAUGAUUUAAAAUCAUGGCUGCUACAUUAUAGUAUAAAAUAAACCCAUGAUUAACUAACCAUAGUGGCACCGUCACCGUCUUUGUACUUUUUAGUGUAAAAAAAUACAUGAAGGAAGUUGAGGUCAAUGGACAUUUAAUUAUUUGUUUGAUACAAUUAUGAAGGGAGUGCUUUGCAGUUGACAUUCGAUUAUAUAUUUUCCAGAUAAACUCACAUCGUUGUUGAAGUGUUUACUGUACAUAACUAAUCUUAAAUGUCCCUGUCGACAAGACGUGUAGCUGAAAUCGAUAAGAAACGACCGUGAAACUGGUGGGAACGUGAUGAGUGUGGUCCCAUCAACGCUACGAGAAGGCAACGUAAUCAUUUCUCCUUCUUACUCCCUCCGUUUCAUAUGUCGUUUCAUAUUGUUCCAACCAUUGACGAAGUUAUCUGGAACCAAAAAGAGAACACGAACUACCGUGUGUGGCGGCUACUACUACAGAGGAGGAAGAGUGGUGGACGAGAACAUGGUGAUCCUUAGGAAACGGAUCCACGAGAGGAAGAUGGUCGAGCGAAACUAUGAACCUCCUUCCCAUUGGAUGCAGUGGGAGAAACGUGUCUACUGCAACUACGACGCUAACAUCUGUGCCGCUCUCUCACUUCUUCAAAAUUUUCUAAUGAAUUCUCGUCCCAGUGUUGCGUUUGGAACGAUGCUUCUCCUCUUCGUUAGCGUCCCCGUCUCCACUACCUUCUUUGCGUUUCGGAUGCUUGACAUCGUUCUUUGGCUUAUGGAUGCCACUCACGUAGGAUGAUCGUGUAUAUGUUUUGCCUUGAUGUGUUACAGUCUCUUAUAAUCAAUAGUUUCUUUUCAAGAAAGUGUUCUGUUUAUAAAAUACUAGACAAUUCAGUUUUUAUCAUUA
Molecule: messenger RNA, 1056 nt
Organism: Brassica napus (rape)
Lineage: Eukaryota; Viridiplantae; Streptophyta; Magnoliopsida; Brassicales; Brassicaceae
Exons: 2
Coding region: 478-948 (156 amino acids)
Source: RefSeq, a predicted model, not a curated record